Laetiporus sulphureus 93-53 is the source of this 603-nucleotide messenger RNA. RefSeq lists its product as uncharacterized. The coding region runs from base 169 to 525 and encodes 118 amino acids. The record is from RefSeq and is a predicted model, not a curated record. The transcript has 6 exons. Lineage: Eukaryota; Fungi; Basidiomycota; Agaricomycetes; Polyporales; Laetiporaceae.
CAGCACUGGUCGGAGCUGUUUCCUGCUUCUAUAGCUGCCGUACUCAUUGCACUACUGUUCUAUGGCGACGUUUAGGUCCUCGCAGAUGAAAUGAUCUUCCUGUAGUGCGCACCAGCUUCCCUUGCAAAACACACCCUGUGCUAUGGACUCUCCCUUAUUCUGUUACUGAUGUUGACUAUAUGCGUCCUCAAACUCGGAUACCUCGGGCAGUUGUGUGUACUGGAUGAGGCAGUGGUCAAACCGAAUGAAGCUGCAAUCAGCUCCUCUUCACUGUAUCAUGAAAUCAAAAUCUUUCUCGGGAAUGGUAGAUACGCUUAUGCAGUUAUGCGCUGUGAUGUUGUGAUGUUGUGGGACCGUUGUCCGGUGGCAUUGAAAGCCAAUGCGGUCAUGAUCGUGGCCAGGCUCACUGCACAGAUCAUCGCGAUGGUGCUCUCCUUCAUUCGUGUCAUUCCGAGCGUGGUAUGGUGUUCGAUAACUCGCAUAUUGCGGCGUAUCUUGUUACUGAUGAUCGCAGGCGCUAUUUAGGAUCGUGGCUCUCGCAUCUAUCGUCGUCAAUUCUCCCGAUCGACCGAUGUCUGCUCAGAUGCCGAUAACCACAGCUCU